This is a messenger RNA of Colias croceus (clouded yellow), 3205 nucleotides long. It is a transcript of the gene Ssdp, whose product is annotated as single-stranded DNA-binding protein 3. Lineage: Eukaryota; Metazoa; Arthropoda; Insecta; Lepidoptera; Pieridae. Gene Ontology annotation, biological process: positive regulation of transcription by RNA polymerase II. The record is from RefSeq and is a predicted model, not a curated record. Gene Ontology annotation, cellular component: nucleus. Bases 113 to 1375 code for a protein of 420 amino acids. Gene Ontology annotation, molecular function: protein binding; single-stranded DNA binding. The transcript is spliced from 7 exons.
GACGCCAAAUGUCGCCAUCGAUCAAUGACAUUUUGUGAAGUUGAAUUUAUUGAUAUAAAGCGUUAAUGUAAAUAAUAAACAAUUCCAACAUAAACGUCGGCUUCCAGUCGAUAUGUAUGCCAAGGGCAAAGGCUCUACGGUACCUUCGGACGCUCAGGCUCGCGAGAAGUUGGCCCUCUAUGUGUACGAGUACUUACUGCAUGUCGGGGCACAGAAAGCGGCGCAAACGUUCCUCUCUGAAAUACGAUGGGAAAAGAACAUAACGCUCGGCGAACCCCCCGGGUUCCUACAUUCCUGGUGGUGUGUGUUUUGGGAUCUUUAUUGCGCUGCACCAGAGCGAAGGGACACAUGUGAGCAUUCGUCAGAAGCGAAGGCUUUCCACGACUAUGGCUUCGUCAAUUCAGGAUAUGGUGUUAAUGGAAUCGGUCACAACGCUGGCCCGGCGCCUCCAAACGACGGCAUGGGGGGAGGUGGUAUGCCGCCCGGGUUCUUCCCGAACUCAUCCCUCCGACCGUCGCCCCCAGCGCCCCAUCCGGGCUCCCAACCGUCCCCGCAUGGACCACAGCCGCAGUUAAUGGGGACUGGACAGCCGUUUAUUGGGCCUUGGUACUCGGGCGGGCCGAGGUCUGCGGUCAGGAUGGGCAUGGGCAACGAUUUUAACGGGCCACCAGGCCAAGGCAUGAUGGGCAACUCUUUAGAACGGGGUGGUGGUGGAGGCGCUGGAAUGCUCGGAGGGCCUCGCAUGACCCCUCCAAGGCCCGGUAUGGGGCCUAUGAGCCCUGGUGCGUACGCGGCCGGCAUGCGCGGGCCUCCGCCACAGGGCGCAGGUAUGCCGCCAAUGGGUAUGGGUCCGCGGGGUGCCUGGGCGGGCGGUAGUGGGGCGGCUGGCGGGUCUGCCCCGCUGAACUACAGCGGCGGGUCGCCGGGCGCGUACGGAGCGCCACCCGGCUCGAACGGCCCGCCGGGCCCGCCGACGCCGAUAAUGCCCAGCCCGCAGGACUCGUCUAAUUCGGGCGGUGACAACAUGUACACAAUGAUGAAGCCCGUCGGCGGAGCGCUAGGGGCGGAGUUCCCACUCGCCGGCGAUCACGGGCCGUCAUCGCAGCACCUCACGCAACCGCCAACUAGCGAAGGUUUAGGCGGUGUUGACGGGAUGAAGUCGUCGCCGGGCGGCGUUGGGGGCGGAGGGCCGGGGACUCCGCGUGAAGACUCGGGCUCUGGAAUGGGGGACUACAACUUAAGUUUCGGCGGGCCGGGCGGCGAUCAGAGCGAUCAAACUGAAUCGGCCGCCAUUUUGAAGAUAAAGGAGAGCAUGCAGGAGGAGGCGAAGCGGUUCGAGAAGGAUCCGGACCAUCCGGACUAUUUUAUGCAGUGAAAGAUCAAUGGGUGAACGUACCGGUGUCUAUGGGGAGUGGCGCCAAACGUCAGUUAGCUGUCAAAAUGUCAUCUGUCACGUCAAAUGUUACUGUCAUAUGGAAGAUCAACUGUCUUACCACAAAAAACUUUAGACAGGGUUUAACUUUAAGCGCGGGUUCUCUUAAAUCUGGUUUUGUCGUAUUUCACAUAGACAACUAUUAAAGUGACAAAUUCCUUGUGUAAAGUUAGACUGUGUUGGAAUUUGUUUUUUGGUAAGACCACAACUAUCGUUGUCGAAUGGCUUAGCGGCGUUUUUGUAACUGUUGUAUGCAAAAUUGAACGGCAUUGAAAAUGUUAUUGAUGGAAAAUAUCAAUGAAAUUGCUACAAUGUCCGCGGUAAAAAUUUCUAACUAUUGUUGACAGUGUCGUAUGACCAAGUUUUUAAAUCAACUGUCCUGUCCACGACUAAAAUUGUCGUUCAUUCAAAUGUUGUAUGCUUUGCACAGGACUUGUAAAAAUCUUCGAUUAACAAAAUACCAACUGUAUGUAGUUGUCAUUGUCUAUGACAGUGACAUUCGGUCAACCUUUCUUAGCAUUUUUAGCUGUCACUGUCAAAGUGACGUCUAUGUGUCAAUGACAUUUGAAGACGGCUCUACCUAGCGACCUAUUUUACGCUGUAUUGUGUAAAUAAACGAUUAUAUUCGCAUUUUAUGUGUAUUUUAAUGAAAUAUUGGCGCCAAUUCGAUCUCUCAAGUUCAUUGUACGUUGAUCUCAGAAAUGGGAGUCCGGUAUGUGCAAAGGCUCGAACUGCCCCCGUACUAUGACGUCUUACAGCAGUAUUAUAUUUAGUGUGGAAACGAGAAAGCGCUAUAUCGGUCGUCUAGCGCCAUCUCUCUCCCACACUGGAAGAAUUACUGCUUUAAAACGUCACGGUUAUAUGAUCUUCCUUAUUUAUUGAGUUUUCAGCACCGCUCUAUGUAUUUUUUCUUUGGCGGCUUAUGGCUGUUAUGUUGUUACUAUAGAACUAAAUGAGCUUACGAUUUUUAUAGAAAAGUAAAGGGAGCACAGUGCGUCUCUUUCUAACUCGUCGGGUAAUAUAUUUUGUGUCUUUGUCACACGAUGGUUUUAGGCAGUUAUACACGAUUGUUUGAUGUUUUCUUCAUGAAAAUAAAUUUAAAAGGUACAUUAAACAACUUAGAAUGUACCUAUUUUUAAGUGUACCUACAAUUUUCUUUUACAUUUUAAAUGAAUUAAAAAAAAUUUUAGCUUAGACUGGGCAUUCGAUUUUGGACCUUAUUACACGAACAAAUAAAGUUGUAUGUUGAAUGAAAUGUUUUUCGUAAUUUACGUAAUAGCUCAUAAGCUGUCAAAGUCCACUAUCAGCACUGUAGUUGAAAUAGCAAUUGAUGAGUGUUUUUAUUUUUCUAUUUCAAAUGAAAUUGGACUUUGUUGUAGCGAGAUAAGAGUGGUUUUCCAAUGGAAGAGUAUUUUUAUAAUGUCGGUAAAGCUAGAUUGUCGUUACUCUUUUCUCUGAUGAAAUAUCAGUAUUUUUUUUUCUUUUCUACCCUCAUUUUUUUGUUCUUUUUAUGACACUUUCUGCUAAAAUUUAUUACCUAUAUGGUUUAAUCAAUAUCUGUCGAGCAUAGCUCAAUAAAUACAAAAAUUGCAACAACAAAGUUCAAUUUUAUUAUCUGUCAGUCUAACCGCGGGAAUUUGAAAAUACUGCCACAAUUAAAUCCAUGGAUUUUAAUAUUCGCGGCUGUAUAAAAAAAGAACCACAAUAGACAGUGCUUAUAGAAAAAAAAAAAAAAAAACAUUUUGACAGCUGUUAAAUUUUCGCGCGCUAGAC